UGGGAGUAAUAAGGGACAAUGGGAUGAUAAAAUCUUCUCAAAGGUAAUCCUCUCAAUACGAUUUUUCAAGCUUGUGUUGCCACAUGAUAAGAACAUAUAUCAGCGCCAACAUCUUCAAUUUGUCCAUGCCCUGUCCCCAAUCCCCAUCCAACAUCAGAAGUCCGAGUAUUUGUGGAUCAAUUUGGUGAAGGCAAACAAUGAGUCUCUUCGGCCUAGGAAGCAAGAACCAAAAGACAUUUAGGCCCAAGAAGAAUGCACCAUCUGGCAAUAAGGGUGUGCAGUUGAAGAAACACAUUGACGCGACAUUAGGAAAUGGUAAUUUGAGAGAUGCCGUACGGUUGCCUCCUGGAGAGGAUCUCAAUGAAUGGCUUGCUGUGAAUACUGUUGAUUUCUUCAAUCAGGUCAACAUAUUGUAUGGCACUUUGAUGGAGUUCUGUACGGCAUCUACAUGCCCAACGAUGACAGCCGGAUCCAAGUUUGAGUAUAGAUGGGCUGAUGGAGUGCAGAUCAAGAAACCUAUUGAAGUUUCAGCUCCAAAAUAUGUGGAGUAUUUGAUGGACUGGAUCGAGGUCCAGCUUGAUGAUGAGUCCAUUUUCCCUCAAAAAAUUGGAACAACUUUCCCCCAAAAUUUUCGAGAUGUUGUGAAGACAAUAUUCAAGCGCCUAUUUCGUGUUUAUGCUCAUAUUUACCACACUCAUUUUCAGAAAAUUGUGAGCCUCAAGGAAGAAGCCCAUCUUAACACCUGCUUCAAGCAUUUUACGUUGUUCACGUGUGAGUUCAAAUUGAUCGACAAGGCUGAACUCGCGCCACUUAUUGAUCUUAUUGAAUCCAUUGUGACUAUUUGCUAAGAUGUCAACAACGAGAGUGGAAUAUUUUGCCUCGUUUAUUUUUCCAUUUUUGAGGGUACAAUCAGAUGUGCAUGAAGAGUGAGAUCGAGGAAAAAAUGGGCAAAGUAAACAUAUAUUGCAACUAUUGUUUUUCUAUUGUGUUGUGCAACAAUGUUUUCCUUUUUACUCUAGAACGUAACAUAACUAGCACUAGUGGGACAGGGCCUAUAGCCCCGGCCCGUAAGGGGCUUUAGUCCCGG
Messenger RNA from Hordeum vulgare subsp. vulgare (domesticated barley), 1087 nucleotides. RefSeq names its product MOB kinase activator-like 1A. NCBI's taxonomy places the organism in Eukaryota, Viridiplantae, Streptophyta, Magnoliopsida, Poales, Poaceae. The transcript has 7 exons. The record is from RefSeq and is a predicted model, not a curated record. Bases 198 to 848 code for a protein of 216 amino acids. Gene Ontology annotation, molecular function: protein kinase activator activity. Gene Ontology annotation, cellular component: nucleus; cytoplasm. Gene Ontology annotation, biological process: signal transduction; positive regulation of protein phosphorylation.